Molecule: messenger RNA, 1853 nt
Organism: Benincasa hispida (wax gourd)
Lineage: Eukaryota; Viridiplantae; Streptophyta; Magnoliopsida; Cucurbitales; Cucurbitaceae
Product: cytochrome P450 71AU50-like
Molecular function (GO): monooxygenase activity; iron ion binding; heme binding
Source: RefSeq, a predicted model, not a curated record
CAUGUCAAAAAUCCUAAAAUGGGCCAAAUUCAUCCUGUUCAAAAGGAAAGCAAGAGAUAAGAGUAUGAAUAAAUUAUGGUAGGUCCCAAAAGGUAUUUAUAAUCCUCCUUCAAUUAUUGACAACAUAAUGCAGCAACCUAAAACUUCAUCUUUAUUUAUAUUUUUCUUCCAUUACAUACCAAUUCUCCAAAAUUACUUCAUAUAGUUUUCUUCCCUUUUGAUAUGGCUUUGAUUUUUGCCAUUAUUUCUAUAUUAUUCCUGCUUUCUCUUGCUCUUCCCUUCAAACUAUACCCUUUCAAAACCCAAAAAUUGCCUCCUGGUCCAACAGGAUUUCCCAUUAUUGGUAGCCUCCAUUUACUAGGAAAGCUUCCUCAUAGAGAUUUUCAAGCCUUAUCCCAAAAAUAUGGACCGAUUAUGCACAUAAAACUAGGCCUUGUUCCCACAAUCAUAAUCUCUUCUUCUUAUGCUGCUGAGCUCUUCCUCAAAACUCAUGACCUUAUUUUUGCAAGUAGACCACUUUCAGAAGCCUCAAAGCAAAUGAAUUAUGGCCAAAAGGACUUAGUUUUUGCCCCAUAUGGUCCUUAUUGGCGCAACAUGCGUAAAAUGUGCACUCUUGAAUUGCUUAGCAACCUCAAAAUUAACUCUUUCAAGUCCAUUAGAAAGCAUGAGGUUGAGUUGUUGAUUGAGUAUCUUAAAAAAGCUUCUUAUAGCAAAGCUGUGGUGAAUCUUAGUUGUAAAGUUACUUCUCUUACUACGGAUAUUACUUGUUUGAUGGUUUUUGGGAAGAAAUAUGAAGAUCAAGAGUUUGAUGAAAGGGGUUUCAAAGCUGUUGUUCAAGAAGGUUCACAAUUAGCAGCUACGCCUAAUUGGGGGGAUUUUUUCCCUUUUAUUGCAAGGUUUGAUAUUCAAAGAUUGAGUAAUCGAAUGAAAAAUGUUCACAAAGUGUUGGAUGAGUUUCUUGAGAGGAUUAUUAAUGAACAUCUUGAAGCUAAGGGUGAAAAGAAGACUAAAGAUUUUGUGGAUGUCAUGUUGGAGCUUAUGAAUUUUCAAGAAACUGAUUAUCAGAUUGAUCGAUCUGCAAUUAAAGCUAUAAUGCUGGAUAUGCUAACAGCAGCAAUGGAUACUACAGCAACUGUAAUAGGAUGGGCAGUGUCAGAGCUAAUUAAGCAUCCACAUACAAUGAAGAAAUUGCAAGAAGAAUUAGAAAAGGUAAUUGGUUUGGAUAGGAUUGUGGAAGAAUCAGACUUAGAAAAAUUAGAAUAUUUGAAAAUGGUAGUUAAAGAAAUUUUCAGGCUAUAUCCACCAGCCCCUUUAUUGUUACCACACGAGUCACGUCAAGAUUAUAUUGUUGAUGGCUUUCAUAUUCCUAAAAAAUCACGUAUAAUAGUCAAUGCAUGGGCUAUUGGAAGAGAUCCAAAUUCUUGGAUUGAUCCUGAAAAGUUUGAUCCCGAAAGGUUUGUUGGCAGUCAAGUGGAUGUGAAAGGAAGAGACUUUCAAUUGAUUCCAUUUGGAUCUGGUCGAAGAGGUUGCCCUGGAAUGCAAUUGGGGUUAACUUUGGUUCAAUUGGUGUUGGCUCAACUUGUACAUUGUUUUGAUUGGACACUUCCAAAUGGUAUGUUGACUUCUGAAUUGAAUAUGACUGAAGAGUUUGGUUUAACUUGUCCUAGACUUCAUGACCUUUUGGUGAUUCCUCGAUAUCGUCUUCAAAUUUAAUAUGUUUUUAUGAUUUGGAUUUAGUUUUCGUUUUAAUAAUAUUUUGAACUUUCAAAUAUUGUUGUGAUUCACCUUUAAACUUUCAAAAAGAUUGAGUUCAAGUUAGCCUAUGAAAAGAAACCGAUAUCUUUACUUCUGAA